UGUGGGUGUGGGGUUCCCCCCCCCCAAAAAAAUUGUAUUUUGUUACAAGAAUAAUUUGAUACAGGUUUAUUGUACUUACAGUGUGGCGCAGUGGUUAGAGUGCUAAAAUAGGUUCUGGAAGACCAGAGUUCAAAUCCCCACUUGGCCAGGAAGCUCACUUGGUGACCUUGAGCCCGUCACUCUUCUCUCAGUCUAGCCCUACCUCACAGGGUUGUUGUGAGCAUAAAAUGUUGCUGGGGGUGAUGUCCCGUACGGCCACACCCUGAGCUCCCUAGAGGAAAGGAAGGAUAUAAAAUGUAAUAGAGAGUGUGAGUGCAUACAAAUUGCUUUGAGAACUUUUGGAUAGUAAAACGGUCGACAAAAUGGAAAUAAACUAAGAAAGCCUAAAUGCCAGGGAGCAGGGUCAUUUCCUACAGAUAACUUGGCCUGUGUAAAUAGGAUAGAGAAAUUCUCUACAACAGCGGUUCUCAAAGGAUGUGGCAGAAAGAUUCAAGGACAAAGAGACAUUUAAACAUUUUAGUGUUGCAUGGUAUCAGAAUAAUUUAUUUGCAGAAUAUGGAUAGAUACCUUUUCAAAACGAGAGCAAGAGCAUCAAGCCAUACUCUUAAAAAUCACAAGCGAUGCUCUUCUAAAUCAAGCACUACCAGGGGUUUGUCUCUUUUUUUGUUUUCCGAUGAAUUUCUAUCAAUUUUUAAAAAAAAAAUCAGCGCGGCGCAGAGGGAAAAAAAGUUUGAGAACCACUCUGCUCUAAAAAGUACAAUAGCAGCGGCAGCAGCAAUUAAAGGAAAGCUGAAGAACCCGACUGAAAACGAGGAAGAAAGCGUUUAGACGAGGAACGGGGUGAAAAGAGAGCAAAAGCGGCCGCCGCCCACGCCAUUUCCCCGCUUUGAUUUUUUUUUCAAGGCAAUCGAACGACGAAGCCGGAGGAAAGAAUGCGGGAGCCUGAUUGGCCUCGGAUCGAGGCGGACCUGAAGGGAAACCGCGGGGGGGGGAGCCGGGAAGCGGCGCUCGGCGUCCGGCUGCAACUCUGCACCUAUAUAAUCAUUGGAGGGGGGGCGGUCAGCUGGGGCGUGAAGCGAGGUUUCUGCAAGGUGUCCGGCAUGCAAGGGCGAGUGGGGAGGCUGGAGGAGAUGGGGGCAAGGAUCGUGGCCCUGGUGCAGGGCGCCGUCGCCCUGAAAGAAGACUUGCAAGCCGAACUGGGGCAUGACUUUGCGUACCAAGUACAUCAAGUCAGCUCUCAUGGGUUCCCUGAUGAAGGAGCACAUCAAAGUCAGCUACAACCGGCGCUGUCACCCCUGCUGCCGUCCCUGUCACCCCUGCCACCGCCGCUGUCACCGCUGUCACCACCGCAGCCACGGCAGGCAACUUCUCCUUCAAAGGCAGCCUCUGGGAUGCAUCUGGGCAACGGCAGGGAGCAGCACGCGCCGGUGCUCGAUGCCGUCCUGAAGAACCAAGAAGCUCUCCGCAAGGUCUUGAUGAACCAGGAUGCACUGAGUAAUCUUGUGGACAGGCUCCAGAAGACCUUGUCCACCAUUGAAGAGAGGCUCCAAGGCAUUGAGCAAGAGAUGAGCAUCCUUUCUCAGUUCACCCAAGAACUCAACCAAGUGGGGAAUGAAGCUAACUGGAGCUGAACAGUCUCACCCAAGUAGCCCAAUGACAAACCUGGUUGCCAUCCAAAGCACCUGACUCUCCUGUUUCAGCUCUACCACAAUUCUCCCAGCACCUACAGAGAGAAUAUGCUGUACGAUACAAAAGCAAAAGGUUCUCAGUACUCAAGAUCUGAUCUUUACAGACAAACACUGCUGCAGUUAGAAAAGAUUUCAAUCUGGUUUGUGUGUCUCUCUUUUCCCUUGGAUGAAGAUGUGAUUUAUCUUACAACAUGAUCUGCCUCAAUCUAGCCUUAUUAAAAACCCCAGUUUGAUUAAAGAGCCUCAUGGUUCUUCUCUGAAGAGGCCUCUUGAUGUUGAGUCGUCAAGUCUGGAAUGUGCCCAGCUGAUAAAACUCGAGCCUUCCACCAGAAAUAGAAAUGUAAACAGCUUCCUUUUCUAGAGAUGCCUGCUUCUCUGCUUUUGCCCAUCUUCAUCCUAAAUGCGACAUGGAAAACCUCCUAGUGAGGGUGUGCUCACCUUCAAAACUCAAGGGUCAAGUAAGAAAUGUGAGCCAAAUGUGAGAUUUGUAGCUAUUGGCUCCUUCUAUUCUCAGCUUGGUUCCCACUUCAACCAUGAUAGAUAAAUGCAAGGAAGCCAAUGUUUUUGGACAUGAUCUUGAACAUUGCAGUGCAUUGAACUCUCGUGUGCAUCAAAUCCCACUAGUGGGUUUUAAUGUCAUAAUAAUCUGAGUGGGUUUUUAAUUCACAAUACUCCAGAUGGUGAGCUCACGGGUUUUGGGGUUAGCACUGUUGCACUUUCCGUAAGCUUACAGUGUGAGAUAGCAAAUGUGCUCUCGUGCAAGGGGUGAUUCCCCCCCUUCAUUUUACUGAAACUAUUGUUCGAGUGCUUUGGAAGAAUCAACGCAAUACAGAGACCUAUCGCUGUGUCCGAUGCCAGCCUGCUGCUAACAGUGGUCGUAUCCCAUGUCAUGUACACUGCAAGUGCCGAUUGGACAAACCGUUGUUUAGAAAGCUUCAUGUUGGGUAUGGUUCUUUGAGUGGCCUAAAUAGUGCUGUUAAGCUGGGUCACAAAUCAGAAAAGUAAAUUUUGCUUGCAAGAAAGAGGGGGGUGCUCCUCCCCAGGUCUUUCCUGCCCGUCCCCUCCUUGAAUGAAUGGGAGGCUGAUUACAGAUCCCUCCUUGCACUAAUCAAAUUAACUUCAGUUGAUCUUGCAGCGGAACCAUUUGUUAUUGUUUGUAGGGGUUUAUUAAGCACGGUUAAAUUUCAUAGUGAGUGAUUGGUACUAUAGCCAAGCCCUCCCUCUCCUAUGCCAGCCUGAAUAUUUUUGGAGCACCCACCUGUGUAGAAAAGGACUGACAGAUUUGUCUAUACUGAUCUUGAAUGUAUUCAUUUGCUCUCAACCCCCAUCCAGCUCUUCUUCUUCUGUGGUGGUUUGUACCUGUAUACCUUUGUGCAAUACUUGGCGAAAUAUGUCAAACAAAUAAAACUUU
This is a messenger RNA of Zootoca vivipara (common lizard), 3099 nucleotides long. Lineage: Eukaryota; Metazoa; Chordata; Lepidosauria; Squamata; Lacertidae. The record is from RefSeq and is a predicted model, not a curated record.